GAGCUUCCUCAACCACCCUCUCCCCAACCGGGACUACCCAGUCUCAAACCCCCCUUUGCUCACGCACCCAAACCCAAGAACCAGGGAAUCAGCUCUCAAUGCUCGUUCUCCCCGGCUCCUCGGCCAUCACGCCCACGCGCCGCGCUACCCUCCUCGCGGCGCUGCAGAAGGCGCUGCCCUCCAUCACCUCGGUCGACGCGGUGCACCUGCACCUCGUCAACCCGGUCGAUGACAAGGCCGCGGGCGAGCUCGCGACUGCCGGCUCUGAGCCGCGCGGCAUCCUCAACGAGCUGUUCGCGUACGGCGACGACGACCGCCUCGACUCGACCAAGGCGUUCCUCGACUCGGGCGUCGCCGAGGGCACCCUCGCCCUCUAUGUCCUCCCCCGUGCCGGCACCAUCUCCCCCUGGAGCUCCAAGGCCACCGACAUUGCCAAGCUCUGUCGCCUCCAGAACCACGUCGCGCGCCUCGAGCGCGGCGCGCUCUAUCUUAUCACCGCGCCCAAGGCGGUCACCCUCCCCGAGGUCGCGCCCGAGCUCCACCUCAUCCACGACCGCAUGACCCAGCUCAUCCACACCAGCCUCCCGGACCCGACCACCAUCUUCCCUUCGUCGCACCCCACGCCCGACCCGCUGGUUACCGUUCCCAUCCUCGGCGCUGCUGAUCCGCUUGCGGUGCUUGGCGAGGCUAACGCUCGUCUCGGUCUCGCCCUCUCCGAGGAGGAGAUCCCUUACCUCGUCGAGAGCUUCACCGCCGCUGGCCGCAACCCCACCGACGCCGAGCUCUUCAUGUUCGCCCAGGUCAACUCGGAGCACUGCCGUCACAAGAUCUUCAACGCCAAGUGGACCAUUGACGGCAAGGACAAGGACAACUCGCUCUUCGGCAUGAUCCGCAACACUGAGAAGUCGGUCAAGUCGCACGCCACCAUCUCGGCCUACCAGGACAAUGCUGCCGUCGUCGACGGCUUCAAGGCCCCCCGCUUCGCUGUUGACGGUGGCGCCGACAACAAGUACGCCGCCGGCGAGGAGAACGUCCCCAUCCUCAUCAAGGUCGAGACUCACAACCACCCCACGGCCGUCUCGCCCUACCCCGGUGCCGCUACCGGCUCGGGCGGUGAGAUCCGUGACGAGGGUGCUACCGGCCGUGGCUCGCGCCCCAAGGCUGGUCUCGCCGGCUUCACCGUCUCCGACCUCCUCAUCCCUGGCAGCACCCAGCCCUGGGAGUCGGACAUUGGUCGUCCCUCCCACAUCGCCUCGGCUCUCGACAUCAUGAUCGAGGCCCCUCUCGGUGCGGCGGCGUUCAACAACGAGUUCGGUCGCCCCGCCCUUGGUGGUUACUUCCGUACCUUCCUCCUGGAGGUCCCGGCCCCCAACGGCGAGCCCGAGUGGCGUGGCUACCACAAGCCCAUCAUGAUCGCUGGUGGUCUCGGUACCGUCCGCCCCCAGUUUGCCGUCAAGACUGGCCUCCACGCCGGCGACAAGGUCAUCGUCCUCGGUGGCCCUGGUAUGCUCAUCGGUCUCGGUGGUGGUGCCGCUUCGUCCAUGGCCAGCGGUGCUUCGUCCGCCGACCUCGACUUCGCCUCGGUUCAGCGUGACAACCCGGAGAUGCAGCGCCGCUGCCAGCAGGUCAUCGACGCCUGUGUCAACCGUGGUGACAAGAACCCCAUCGAGUCGAUCCACGACGUCGGUGCUGGUGGUCUCUCCAACGCUCUCCCCGAGCUCGUCCACGACUGCGACCUCGGCGCCGUGUUUGAGAUCCGUGAUGUUCUCGUCGAUGACCCGAAGAUGUCGCCCAUGGAGAUCUGGUGCAAUGAGUCGCAGGAGCGUUACGUUCUCGCUGUCAAGCCCGAAAACCUCCCCAUCUUCGAGGAGCUCUGCAAGCGUGAGCGCUGCCCCUUCGCCGUUGUCGGCACCGCUACCAAGGAGGAGCGUCUUGUUGUGACUGACCGCCUCCUCGGCGACGAGCCCAUCAACAUUCCCAUGUCUGUUCUCUUCGGCAAGCCCCCUCGCAUGCACCGCCACGGUGACACCGUUCACCCCAGGCGCGACGCCUUCGACUCGUCGCUCAAGGCCUACGUCCCUGACGCACACCUCGCCACCGCUGUCGACCGUGUCCUCCACCUCCCCAGCGUCGGCUCCAAGCAGUUCCUCAUCACCAUCGGUGACCGCUCCAUCACGGGUCUCGUUACCCGUGACCAGAUGGUAGGCCCCUGGCAGGUCCCCGUUGCGGACGUGGCCGUUACCCGCUCGGCCUUUGGCUUCGACGAUGUCGUUGUCGGUGAGGCUAUGGCCAUGGGUGAGCGCACUCCCCUUGCCCUCCUCAACGCUGGUGCCUCGGCCCGCAUGGCCGUCGCCGAGUCCCUCACCAACCUUGUCGCCGCCUCGGUCCCCGACCUUUCGGCCGUCAAGCUCAGCGCCAACUGGAUGUCGGCUGCCUCGACUGAGGGCGAGGGUUCGCGCCUCUACGAGGCCGUCGAGGCCAUCGGCAUGGACCUCUGCCCUGCCCUUGGUGUCGGUAUCCCCGUCGGCAAGGACUCGAUGUCCAUGUCGAUGCGCUGGUCUGGCGAGCACGGCAAGCAGAACACUGUUACUGCCCCUCUCUCGCUCAUCGUCACUGCCUUUGCCGCCGUCGACAACGUCGAGCGCACCUGGACCCCCGCGCUCCGCACCGACGCUGGCGAGUCUGUCCUCGUGUUUGUUGACCUUGCCCGCGGCAAGCAGCGUCUGGGUGGUUCGGCCGUCGCUCAGGUCUUCAAGCAGCUCGGCUCCGAGUCCCCCGAUGUUGAGGACGCUGCCGAGCUCAAGGCCUUCCUCCACGCUGUCCAGGCUCUCAAGUCGACCGACACGGUCCUUGCUUACCACGACCGCUCGGACGGUGGUCUUCUCACCACUGCUGUCGAGAUGGCCUUUGCCGGCCGCACUGGUGUCGAGCUCUCGGUCGACGCCAUCAACAAGUCGGGCGACGUUGUUGCCGCCCUCUUCAACGAGGAGCUCGGUGCCCUCUUCGAGGUCCGCACUGCCGACCUCGGUGCCUUCACCGACGCCUUCGUCAAGGCUGGCUUCCCCACCCAGUCGAUCCACUCGGUUGGUCGCGUCCUUGGCCGCGAGAACCAGGCCGUCACUGUCAUCCAGAAGGGUGCCAUUGUCUUCGAGUCUACCCGUGGCCAGCUCCAGCAGGCCUGGGCCGAGACGUCGUUCCGCAUGCAGUCGCUCCGUGACGAGCCCAAGGGUGCUCAGCAGGAGUUUGAUGCCAUCCUCAACGACGCCGACAACGGUAUCAUCUACGACAUCAAGUUCCCCUUCCUCCCCGAGGUUGCCCGCCCCCUCUCUUCGCCCCCCAAGGUCGCCAUCCUCCGUGAGCAGGGCGUCAACGGCCACAUUGAGAUGGCUUGGUCGUUCCACGCCGCUGGCUUUGACGCCAUCGACGUCCACAUGUCGGACGUCAUUUCGGGCAAGGUUCCCUUCGGAGCCUUCAAGGGUAUCGCCGCCUGUGGUGGCUUCUCGUACGGUGACGUUCUCGGUGCCGGUAGCGGUUGGGCCCGCUCGGCUCUGCUGAACCCCACGGCUCGUGCCGAAUUCACCGCCUUCUUCGCCCGCGAGGACACCUUCGCUCUUGGUGUCUGCAACGGCUGCCAGUUCUUCUCGCAGCUGCACGACAUCAUCCCCGGCGCCGAGUCGUGGCCCACGUUCAAGGCCAACCGCUCGGAGCGCUUCGAGGGCCGUGUCGCGACCGUCGCCAUCACUGCCGAGGCCGCCAAGUCGGUCCUUCUCAAGGGCAUGGAGGGCUCGACCCUCCCCGUCGCCGUCGCCCACGGUGAGGGCCGCGCCUCGUUCGCCGACCACGGCGACCUUGCUGCUCUCAACGCCGCUGGCCUCGUCCCCGUCCGCUACGUUGACCACGAAGGCAAGGUCACGCAGCGCUACCCCCUCAACCCCAACGGCUCGCCCGAGGGUAUCUCGGCCAUCCAGACCCCCAGCGGUCGUGUGCUCGCCAUCAUGCCCCACCCCGAGCGUGUCGUCGCGGCCGAGUCGAACUCGUGGUUCCCCGUCGACAAGCGCGGCGAGUGGAAGGGCAAGGGACCCUGGUUCCGUCUCUUCCAGAACGCCUACGCGUUCGCCACGUCCGCUUAAGCGAGCAACUGUGCACUCUGUGUGUGUUUGUAUAGAAGAAACAACAAAAAUCGCGCCAUUCACCUGGCCAGAACCUAGAAAAACUCAACCCACCCCACCAUACCACAUAUUUUGGAUCAUGCAUCUUGUCAGAC
Vanrija pseudolonga is the source of this 4264-nucleotide messenger RNA. It is a transcript of the gene ADE6, whose product is annotated as Phosphoribosylformylglycinamidine synthase. The record is from RefSeq and is a predicted model, not a curated record. The transcript has 2 exons. Gene Ontology annotation, molecular function: phosphoribosylformylglycinamidine synthase activity. NCBI's taxonomy places the organism in Eukaryota, Fungi, Basidiomycota, Tremellomycetes, Trichosporonales, Trichosporonaceae. Gene Ontology annotation, biological process: 'de novo' IMP biosynthetic process. Bases 99 to 4130 code for a protein of 1343 amino acids.